AUGUCCACAAGCGCGUCCAGCAGCAAACCCGCCGCUGCCAGUGGUACCAGCUCUACCCAGGCCCCCGAGCCUAGCAAGACCGCGUACCGCAACCCCGUGGUCGAGGACGACGAUGACGAUGAUGACCUGGACGACCUCGAUGACGUUCUGAAUUCGUUCAACGCGCCCAAAUCAACGCUUGGCAAGCGUUCCGAGCCCGACCGCACUGCCGCUGCUUUGGCUGGUGCCGGUUCGUCGUCGUCGCGCUCGCCGGCUCCGGCAGCCGGGGGCGCUGAGGCCGGCGGCGACAUUGACGACGACGAGUUCCAGGCGUCCCUCAUGGACGGCAUGGAGUCGUUGCUGCGCUCCCUCGCUGUCGACCACCCCCCUGGACCCAUGCCCGGUGCUACGUCUGGUUCGCCCGACAAGUCUGGUGCUGCGGCCGCCGGCGACAUGAGCUCGGAGGAGGAGGAGAAGGCGUUCCAGCGCGCAGUGGAGAUGAUGCUCUCGGGCGAGGGAAUGGAGGCGCUGGGUCUGGACGGCAAGAAGGGCGCGUCGCCCGGUCCCUCGACUCGUGCUGGUGGCGCCGCACCGGCAGCCGGUGGCCCUGCUGGCAAGGCCAGCUUUGACGACACCAUCCGCCGGACCAUGGAGUCGCUCAAUGCCGGCGGCGCGGGCGCGAGCAACGACGGCAUGCCCGAGGACCUCGCUGCGCUCCUGGCGCAGCUCUCCAAGGACCCCUCGGCACUCGACGGUCUUGGCGAGGACGACGACGAGCUUGGCGGCCUCUUGGACAGCAUGAUGGGCCAGCUCAUGAGCAAGGAGGUGCUCGAGGAGCCCAUGACCGAGCUGGCUGCAAAGUAUCCCGGCUACCUCGAGUCUCCACCUGCUGGCGUCAAGGAGCCCGAGCUUGUCAAGUACAGGCAGCAGCACAAGCUUGUGCUCCAGAUCCUCGAGGUGUUCAAGCGCCCGCAGUACGCGGACGACACGGACGGCAAGGAGGUUGCCCGUCUUGUGGGCGAGAUGCAGGACCUCGGUGGCCCCCCCAACGAGAUUAUGGGUGAUCUUCCAGAGGGAUUCGACCUCGGUGCGCUUGGCGGCGGCGACGAGCAGUGUGUCAUCAUGUAG
Molecule: messenger RNA, 1107 nt
Organism: Apiotrichum porosum
Lineage: Eukaryota; Fungi; Basidiomycota; Tremellomycetes; Trichosporonales; Trichosporonaceae
Gene: PEX19
Product: Peroxisome chaperone and import receptor
Exons: 4
Coding region: 1-1107 (368 amino acids)
Biological process (GO): protein import into peroxisome membrane
Cellular component (GO): peroxisome; peroxisomal membrane
Source: RefSeq, a predicted model, not a curated record